This is a messenger RNA of Carassius auratus (goldfish), 1250 nucleotides long. Its product is annotated as tumor necrosis factor receptor superfamily member 11B-like. Lineage: Eukaryota; Metazoa; Chordata; Actinopteri; Cypriniformes; Cyprinidae. The transcript is spliced from 4 exons. The coding region runs from base 15 to 878 and encodes 287 amino acids. Gene Ontology annotation, molecular function: protein binding. The record is from RefSeq and is a predicted model, not a curated record.
CAGCAGCGCGCGCUAUGUUUCUUCUCACAGCGUUGGUUCUUCCGGUCCUCUGUGGAGCCGGUUUGGCGUCGGAUGGUCACUUUUACCGGCGCACGGAUCCGGUCACCGGACAGCAGCUGCUGUGUGACAGGUGUCCUCCAGGAACGCGCAUGCGCGCACACUGCACGUCUUCACGUCAGACGGAGUGCGUGGCCUGUGGAGCGGGUCUGUUCACGGAGUUCUGGAACUACAUCCCGUACUGUCUGCGAUGCGAAGCGUGUUCCGAUCACCAGCAGGUCGUUCGGCCGUGUAACGGAACCGUGAACACGGUGUGCGAGUGUGAGGCGGGCUUCUUCUGGGACCAGCACUUCUGCAGGACACACAGCGAGUGUAAACCGGGCCACGGAGUCCAAGCUCCAGGUACCCCACACAGAGACACGGUGUGUGAGCCCUGCGCAGAAGGACACUAUGCCAACAUCAUGCAGACACAUGCAACAUGCGUUACUCACAGCGCUUGCAAAGCAGAUGAACAGCUGGUGCUGCCCGGAUCCAGGUGGCACGAUAACGUGUGUGCAACCUGUGACCAUCUCACACAGAAAGAUUGGGUGGAUUUAUUCAAGUCGGUUCUGUCCGGUCUGCACGUUCAGUACGGGACUUCCACUGAGCGUCUGCAGAAGUUAGUGAACCGCCGUCUGCGCAAGAAGAGGUUCGGCAAGCAUGCAGCGCUGCAUCCGACGCAGCAGCUCCAGCACUGGAGCAAAGAGACAUCACAGGAGGAGCCGCUAAACCUGCCGUCCAUCCUGGAGGAGUCACACCUGAAUCUGCUAGCAGACCGGAUCGCACGCAAGAUCCGGCGAUCCCAGCAACACUGCAGCAAAACUCCACCGCAAGCGUUAUAACAGAUGAAGCCUGUUCACACUGCACUGAAAAACACCCUGCACUGAUUUGAGUUUACACUGUCUCACCUGUUUUAGAAAAUCAGAUUUUGUCGUGACCGUUAGCUGCUUUGACAUCUGGUUCAGUUUAACACUCCAGUAAAGGAUGUUAGAUGUGUGACACUCAGAUUGUACUUGGGCACUUUACAGUCUGUCCUGUCAAUAAAUUUAACAUGCUUUGUUGCAUUAGACUCCACUGUUUUAAAGUAUUGCAGAUUAUUUUUUGUAUUGGUUUUGCAUUGAAAGUUUGUUCUUUAUUUUUUUAUUCUCUGGAGAUAGUUCCCAGACUACAAAACAGCUCAUUAAACACACUGAAAAGAGCGGAUGUGAAAUAUA